AUGGCUCCUACUAACAUAUGUGCAUCUACACCUCAAAGAUUAUGUAAAACAAGAUAUAACACUACAGCUCCCAUGUACGGAGUUUCUCUUACUUCAGGCCAGCCCGUAACAAUUGUCCAGAAGUUUCCUGAUCUAUUACAACAAGUAGUUUUUGAAAGUAGUAUUGGAAGUGAAUUCUCUGAUUUUAAUUCAGAUGACGAUCUCAAUGAUAAAGAUUACAGUGUUACUGAAAGUGACUGUUCAACAGAAGGAGUUACACAUUAUAUUGGUAAGUUUAUUAUAAGACCUUGGUGUAAUGCCGAACUUAUUGUCCCAGUGAAAGAAAAUUAUUACAGAAGAGUUUUUCGCUCGCAAUAUAAUAUAGGAUAUAAACUGCCAAAAACGGAUAAAUGCCAAACAUGCGAAUCAUACAAUGUCUCGCUCAAAUCAAAUAAAGAAAAUGCUGAAGAAUGUCAACAAAUCAAGUGUUAUGAUAACACCACCAAAGUAUGUGAAAGUUCAGAAUGCGAUGUAGUUCGAGGAGAAUGUACCCAAACAUAUGUUCCUUACCUUUUCUUAGUUAUUCCACUAGGACCAGUAACAUUAACAGGUCAGGAUUACGUAUUAGUGGAAAGUGGCUGUGUAUGUAGACCGAAAUAUGCUGGACAACAUUCAGAAACCAAUGCUCCCAUCAUUCCAAGGAUAUAA
Messenger RNA from Diabrotica balteata, 687 nucleotides. NCBI's taxonomy places the organism in Eukaryota, Metazoa, Arthropoda, Insecta, Coleoptera, Chrysomelidae. The record is from the annotation of a GenBank genome assembly.